Meloidogyne enterolobii is the source of this 555-nucleotide messenger RNA. NCBI's taxonomy places the organism in Eukaryota, Metazoa, Nematoda, Chromadorea, Rhabditida, Meloidogynidae. The record is from the annotation of a GenBank genome assembly.
AAUGUCUGACAAAUCUACAGACGAACAACUUCUGGCUCGUGUAUUUCUUGAUCUUGAACUUAACCUUAAACAAGAAAUUCGUCAAAAUAGCGCCGUGAAGCUUGCAAAAAUGGCCAAGUAUUAUAAGCAAGAGGAGAAUCAAUUAAUGUCGAUUGAGGAAAAGCGGAAGAAUAACAGUGGAAUGGAAAGCCUCGCCGAGGCGAUCAACCGAUACGGCAAUCCGAAUCAGCGUGCACAGGGCCCGGGUUGCGCACGUUGUGGUGGAGGCCAUAAGACCAGCGAGUGCCCUAGCGGGGGCACUGGGCGGCGUAGAGAUGAUGGGUCGACUGCCAUCGUUGGCCACUCUCUACGCUGCUUCAGCUGCGGAUUACAAACGUCAACUCAUACUACUGAGAAUUGCCCGAAGACGCAUCCUGACGCGCGGGGGCCAGGACACCAUAAUAGGUGCUGGAAUUGUGGAGUUACGGGACAUCAGGCCAACUUUUGCCCCAAGCCACGAUAUUCUGCUGGAGAUUGUGCUAUGGCACGAACUCGUCAGGAUUAGCCGCUGCGGGG